Molecule: messenger RNA, 1009 nt
Organism: Syngnathus acus (greater pipefish)
Lineage: Eukaryota; Metazoa; Chordata; Actinopteri; Syngnathiformes; Syngnathidae
Gene: c6hxorf56
Product: chromosome 6 CXorf56 homolog
Exons: 1
Coding region: 129-806 (225 amino acids)
Source: RefSeq, a predicted model, not a curated record
GCACAACAGAAGUAUUUUUUUUUUACCGGAAGUGUACGUUAGCCAUGAGCGUUUACUUUCGAUUGAAUGCGGUGGCGUUUAAUCAAUAACUCGAAAUCGGCAUAAAAUAUUUGACUUGAAAAGUAAACAUGCCGAAGGUCGUGUCUAGAAGUGUUGUGUGCUCGGACACGCGUGACCGAGAGGAGUACGACGACGGAGAGAAGCCCCUUCAUGUUUACUACUGUCUGUGCGGCCAGAUGGUGCUGGUCCUGGACUGCCAGCUGGAGAAACUCCCCAUGAGGCCUCGAGACCGAGCCCGGGUGAUCGACGCCAUCAAACACGCGCACAAAUUCUGCAACGUGGAGCAGGACGAGAACGCGUACGUCAAGAGAGAUGAGGGCAUCGAGAGGCAAUACCGCAAAAAGUGCGGCAAGUGCGGCCUGCUCCUCUUCUACCAGCACCAGGAGAAGAACACUCAAGCCACCUUCGUUGUGGAAGGAGCGGUGGUUAAAUUUGGACAGGGGGUCGGAAGCACCAGCGUGUACAGUCAAAAGCAGCCCGAAGCGCCCAAGAAGGUCCGCGUGAUGAUGACGAAGCGAACCAAAGACAUGGGCAAGUUCAGCUCCGUCACGGUGUCUACGAUCGACGAGGAGGAGGAGGAAAUCGAGGCCAGGGAGGUGGCCGACUCGUACGCGCAGAACGCCAAAGUGAUUGAGAAGCAGCUGGAGAGAAAGGGCAUGAGCAAGAGGAGGCUGCAGGAGCUGGCCGAGCUGGAGGCCAAGAGAGCAAAAAUGAAAGGCACCCUCAUUGACAAUCAAUUCAAAUAGACGAGGCCUGAGGAACUCAUUGAAGUUAAUCUUCAUUUGUCAGCUUACAAAAGUACUCAUGUUGGACUUUUGGUUUAAAGUGUUAUUUUGUACGGCUGUACCGUAUGUAGUGAUGAAUAUUUCUCCGUGCAUACUGUACAUGGCUUUGAUAGAUGUUCUUUUUUUCUACUUUGACCAAAUAAACUGGAUUUUAAGCAAAGGCA